AAGAUGUGUAAUUAAUUGAAUAGUAAUCGUAAACAUAAACAUAGACAUAAUAAAUAUCCGCAAGACAAAAUCAAUAUUUCACAUAUUAAACGUUAAUUGAUUUAUUCCGCGCAUUGAAAUAUUUAAUUAAAUGGAAAACAUAAACCAGUACAUAAUUAACUGCAGGGUCAAUUGAACUCAGCGUGAGGUAGGCUAGUUGUCAAUGUCAUCAUUGGAAUGCGGCUGGGUCAAAAAUUCGUCCAAAAUGUCUGAGGGGAAUUCGGCAGUGAUGACAGUGACCGGCAACCCCUACAAAAUCGUCGACUGCUCCAGGGAAAAGCGAAAGGGAAUAACCGCAGCUUCACUCGAAGAUUUGACCAACGUCGCCAGAAGUAGAUUAGCUCUGCCUACUGAUGCUGACAUCACAAUUGUCCUGGAACAAGAUGGUACGGAAGUGGAUGAUGAAGAGUACUUUGCAACGUUGGAAAGAAAUACGAGUUUAAUGGUACUCAACGGAUCUGAAAAGUGGGCCGCACCCGGCAGCGCAAAGACCGCGACGUCACGUUAUAUUCUCGUUGAUAAUGUUGACAGUGCUGGACGGACUGAGGAGAGCACUACUCGCGGAAAUUAUCACCGGCCGAUCGAACCACUUGUGUCAUCAUUGCACAAUGAUCCAACACACAUUUCUCUGCUGGGUGGCAACGACCUAGAAUUACUCAGCGACAUGAAUCCCGAUAGUUUGGCUGACAUAGUGCCUGAUCGCAUGUUUCUGGAACAACUCAAGGAGGCGUCGGGCAGAUUCUUGGCUGAAAAACGUCAAGCCCAAGAGUCAAUGGCACUUCUCCAGAUGUACGCAAGCAGUGGGGAGAUGGAGCGGGCGUAGGCAAUGUGGGGGGUGGGCGCCCUCACCAUUGCCAGCAUGUAUCGUGUGCGACGUCGAAUAUUUUAUAAAGGUCGCCAGUUUCAGCAAACUAUGAUUUUGUUUUGGAAUUGAUGCCUAAAUUAAUGUUUAUAGAGAGAUUAUUACCAUUAAUCAUUCAUUAAUACUAUUUAUUAUUAUUAUUACGAUCAAUUGAAUUGAUCGUGGUAAUAAUCAUCCCGAUUAUUGUCAAGACAAAUUUAUUCAAAUAAUUGUGUGUCUUAUCUAUUAUUUGUGGCUAUUGCGCCGAAUCUGUAAGGAAUUAUUGUUAAAACCUCAUUGUCGAGUUAGAGAUAGGUAUUUAGAUAUAUUAUAAAUAUAUUAAUUGUAAUCUUUAAUUAAUUACUUAAAAUAAUAGGCGUAUAAUAGUUGUUAUGGAUUAAUUAUAUUUAAAUAGAUAGUAAUUAAUUAUUUGAAUGUGGUUAUUUGUUAGAGUAAAGAUAUAAGUAUAUAUAUUAUAUAAAUUUUCUCUUGAAUUGUAUUCUUGAAUGAUCGCUAUGACUCAAAGUCAAAGUGCGCGCACCCUACGGAAUUGUAAAAUUGAGACGCUCAGUAAUGACAAGACUCACUGUGUAAUAUUGGAGCAUUUUAAAUGCAAAUCUAAAGUUAUUAACCGUUUUAUGGGAAUGUUAUUAAAUUGUAAUCGGUAAUAUCGAUUUGUAAUAGUAAGUUUACUGUAAGUAACUUUUAGAAUGUUUACUUUCAAAAAUUUUUAUACGCUAAUUUUAACAACGAGAAUUUAUUAUUGUAAUAUAAUAAAUUUCGU
Molecule: messenger RNA, 1664 nt
Organism: Cotesia glomerata
Lineage: Eukaryota; Metazoa; Arthropoda; Insecta; Hymenoptera; Braconidae
Product: DNA fragmentation factor subunit alpha-like
Exons: 3
Coding region: 203-862 (219 amino acids)
Biological process (GO): apoptotic process; regulation of apoptotic process
Source: RefSeq, a predicted model, not a curated record